Emys orbicularis (European pond turtle) is the source of this 618-nucleotide messenger RNA. It is a transcript of the gene NPVF, whose product is annotated as neuropeptide VF precursor. The record is from RefSeq and is a predicted model, not a curated record. Gene Ontology annotation, molecular function: signaling receptor binding. The transcript has 3 exons. Gene Ontology annotation, biological process: negative regulation of gonadotropin secretion; neuropeptide signaling pathway. Bases 1 to 618 code for a protein of 205 amino acids. NCBI's taxonomy places the organism in Eukaryota, Metazoa, Chordata, Testudines, Emydidae.
AUGAAAAUCAUCUCAAUCGAAAGGUUUAUUUUAUUUACUUUAGCCAUAUUUGUCUUUUUAACAUCAAAUACGUUGUGCCUAGAUGAAUCAGCAAUGUCCAGUCUGCAGAGCAGAGAUUAUGGUGACAAAUAUUCUGAGUCCAGUGAAGACUUCUUAGAAGAAAAGCAGAGAAGUCUCAAUUUUGAAGAACUGAAAGACUGGGGAUCAAAAAACAUCAUUAAAAUGAGCACUCCCACAGUCAACAAGAUGCCAAAUUCACUUGCUAAUUUACCACUGAGGUUUGGAAGAAAUGUUCAAGAAAACAGAAGCAUUAAGCCAGUGGCUAAUUUGCCUCUGAGAUUUGGGAGAGCUUUUGAAGGCAGUAUUUCUAGAUGUGCUCCUAACUUAUUACACAGGUUCGGCAGAUCUCCGUUUGUUAAAAGUUCCAUCCAGUCACUUGCCAACUUGCCACAAAGAUUUGGGAAAUCACUACCUGCCCACCUAUCACAAGACAUUCAAGAAUCUGAGCAAGGCAAUAACAGGAAUCUGUAUUCAAACAACUAUAUUGAAAAGGAAUCAAAUGAUGAAGACUCAAACCAGAAGAGCUGGGAUCUAUAUUUAAAUCAAAAGAUGAUGUAA